Molecule: messenger RNA, 1386 nt
Organism: Symbiodinium natans
Lineage: Eukaryota; Dinophyceae; Suessiales; Symbiodiniaceae
Source: the annotation of a GenBank genome assembly
AUGCUGCACGUGUGGCUCACCUCCGGCGAGGAGCUGGCCGCCGUGUCCGUGGAUGACUUCUGCGACGUGACGGCCCUGAAGCGCCAUCUGCAGGGGAUCUGCGGGCUGCCGCGGUUUCGGCAGCGCCUCGUGCACGCCGGCGCCGAGCUGGGCGACGGCGAAGGCCUCGGCCCCACCGACCUCCAGCUUGUCAUGCUGGACUUCUGCGAGGCCUCGCUGGCGCAGCGGAAGGCGCUCGUGGACGCCGCUGGCGACGGCCGAGUGGCCGAAGUGGAGGAGAUCUUACGACGUCCCCAGGAUCCCAACCUGGGGGAUGCAGACGAGGACUUUCAGCUGCCCCUGGUCUGGGCAUCGUACGGAGGGCAUCUUGAGGUCGUCCGCCUGCUUCUGGAGGCCGGGGCCGACAAGGACUUGGUGGACUCUCAUUUCGGGUCGCCGUUGGUUGCCGCCGCGCACGACGACAACCUCGAGAUGGUGCGGUUCUUCCUGGAGCUUGGGGUGAGCACGGACAGCGAGAACGACUGGGGCCUCACGGCGCUGGAGGUUGCAGUUGGCCACGACCAUCGCGAGAUCGCGGCCUUGCUGAUCGAGUCCAGGGCGGAUGCUCGGAUGGCCCUGGCUGUGGAAAGCGAGGCCGGCGUGCGCACGCUCCUGCAUGCGGGGGCCGACAAGGAUGCCCGGGAUGAGUUCGGCCUGACUGCCCUGACCUGGGCCUCGGGCUACGGCCGCCUGGCAAACGUGCGCGCGCUGCUGGCAGCCGGCGCCGCCCAUCAACCGGCGUGCCAUGUGGGCCUGACGGCCUUGGCGUGUGCGUCGUUUAACGGACACGCCGACACGGUGCAGGCGCUGCUGCAGGCCGGGGCCUCCGUAGAUGCCGCCUCGACAUCCACCGCCCUGGUCGCUGCAGCGAGUCAAGGCCAGUUGAAGGUUCUUCGCCUGCUCUUGGCCCCCGGUGGGCAGGGCUUGAGCGACGCCUGCUGCACGGCUCUGGUCUCUGCGUCCCGAAGGGGACACCUGGAGGUUGUGUCCUUGCUGCUCGAAGCAAGGGGUGAUGCAAGUGAAGGGCCGGGCUCAGCAAGCGCAGCCCUCAUUGCGGCAGCUGACGCCGGCCGCUCACCAGUCGUGCAGAUGUUACUGGAGGGCCGUGCUGGCGAGGAUGUGGAAGGCCCCGCUGGAUUGACAGCCCUUGUUUGCGCAUCUAGCAAUGGCCACUUGGAAGCCCUGCAUCUGCUGCUGGUGGCUGGGGCUGGCAGGCAGGUGGUCGGGAGUACCGGCGCCACGGCCACCGCCUGCAUCUGCGCAGCUAGCCAGGGCCACAGUGAGAUCGUGCGCCUCCUCGUGCGGUCUCCGAACUGGCACCGGAUUGCAAAUCUGUUUCAGCCGUGA